AUGUCUGUUGCGCGCAUGAACUUCUCGCACGGGUCACACGAGUACCACCAGACGACGAUCAACAACGUGCGCCAGGCCGCUGCGGAGCUCGGCGUGAAUAUCGCGAUUGCGCUGGACACAAAGGGGCCAGAGAUUCGGACGGGCCUGUUUGUUGGCGGUGUGGCUGUGAUGGAGAAAGACGCGACGUGCUACGUGACGACGGACCCUGCGUUUUCGGACAAGGGCACUAAGGACAAGUUUUACAUUGACUACGCGAACCUGCCGAAGGUGGUGAGCCCUGGCGGCUAUAUCUAUAUCGACGACGGCAUCCUUAUCUUGCAAGUGCAGAGCCACGAGGACGAGCAGACACUGAAGUGCACGGUGACGAACGCGCACACGAUCUCUGACCGGCGCGGCGUGAACCUGCCGGGGUGUGACGUGGACCUGCCGGCUGUGUCGCCGAAGGACUGCGCGGACCUGCAGUUCGGCGUGGAGCAGGGCGUGGACAUCAUUUUCGCGUCGUUUAUCCGGAGUGCGGAACAGGUGGUCGAGGUGCGGAAGGCGCUUGGAGCGAAGGGGGGCGACAUCAUGGUCAUCUGCAAGAUCGAGAACCACCAGGGCGUGCAGAACAUCGACUCGAUCAUCGAGGAGAGCGACGGCAUCAUGGUUGCGCGCGGCGACCUCGGUGUUGAGAUCCCAGCGGAGAAGGUGGUGGUCGCGCAGAAGAUCUUGAUCAGCAAGUGCAACGUUGCCGGCAAGCCGGUGAUCUGUGCGACGCAGAUGCUGGAGAGCAUGACGUACAACCCCCGCCCGACGCGCGCGGAGGUGUCGGAUGUUGCUAACGCCGUCUUCAACGGCGCGGAUUGCGUGAUGCUGUCUGGCGAGACGGCGAAGGGCAAGUAUCCGAAUGGUGUGGUCCAGUACAUGGCGCGCAUCUGUCUAGAGGCGCAGAGCGCCAUUAACGAAUACGUCUUCUUCAACAGCAUCAAGAAGCUGCAGCCCAUCCCGAUGAGUGUGGAGGAGGCUGUUUGCAGCAGUGCCGUGAACUCCGUGUAUGAGACCAAGGCGAAGGCAUUGGUGGUGCUGAGCAACACGGGCCGCAGCGCUCGACUGGUGGCAAAGUACCGUCCGAACUGCCCGAUUGUGUGUGUGACGACGCGUCUGCAGACGUGCCGCCAGUUGAACAUCACGCAAGGCGUGGAGAGUGUCUUCUUUGACGCAGAUAGGCUCGGGCACGAUGAGGGCAAGGAGGAUCGCGUGGCCACAGGUGUUGAAUUUGCCAAGUCGAGAGGCUUUGUGCAAAGUGGUGACUCCUGCGUGGUGGUUCACGCCGAUCAUAAGGUCAAGGGCUACGCCAAUCAGACGCGAAUUCUCCUCGUUAGCUAA
This is a messenger RNA of Leishmania braziliensis MHOM/BR/75/M2904, 1365 nucleotides long. RefSeq names its product pyruvate kinase. Gene Ontology annotation, biological process: glycolytic process. The transcript has a single exon. Gene Ontology annotation, molecular function: magnesium ion binding; potassium ion binding; pyruvate kinase activity. The record is from RefSeq and is a predicted model, not a curated record. Gene Ontology annotation, cellular component: cytoplasm. The coding region runs from base 1 to 1365 and encodes 454 amino acids. Lineage: Eukaryota; Euglenozoa; Kinetoplastea; Trypanosomatida; Trypanosomatidae.